Messenger RNA from Diatraea saccharalis (sugarcane borer), 2375 nucleotides. The record is from the annotation of a GenBank genome assembly. NCBI's taxonomy places the organism in Eukaryota, Metazoa, Arthropoda, Insecta, Lepidoptera, Crambidae.
GUCGAAUGUCGCGAAACUUGAAAGAUUAUUUCUACUAACAUAUAAAUCAUUUAAGUAUAGAAAAGUGAUCAAUUGAAUUCAAUUAUGCCUCCGAAACAAACCAAAAAAACUUUGUGGGUUGAUUGCGAGCGUUGCAACUGUACUAUAACCUCCAACGAUAAAAAUAUUCACGUAGAAUUGAAUUGUCGGAAGGAUCAGAUAAAAUGCCCUUACGUUGAAGACAAGAAGUUAUAUGCUUGGCUAGUAAGAGGCGCUGCUUCGCCUGAUGGUGUACCAAAAGAUGCGGUGCUGGUGCAUCCAUCUGCCGGCAUGUUGAUCGGUGCUGUUAUAGGGGGACCUUUGGAGUUGACCAGGGAAGGCGCUCCAAAGCUCGUUAAGCGAAUGUGGCCAUCGAAGAUGUCGGCACCUGCUGCUGUUAUGUUGCCCGCAGCUGAUUUAUCUGGUGCUUGGUGCAGUGACAAUAAGAAAAUAACAGUAUCAGUGUUACAAGGAGAAGUUCAAGAGGCAACAUACUUAUCUGUAAGAAUAAAAAAUCACAAACUGGAAAUAGACAUCAGUGAUAUAUUGAAACAUAAUUUUCGUAAUUACUUUAUAAGCAUAGGUAGUAUUUUGGUCACUUAUUAUUUUGGUAAAAAACUUGAAAUAGAAGUGACAAAUGUAAAAGCAUCUACUAAGAGUAGUAAUAGUUGGUAUGUCACAAGUGAUAGUACAAUAUGGACCAUGGAAAAUGAUACUGUUAAAAAUGUAAAUAAAAGGCUUAUCAAUCUCGGUGGAGUUGAUGAUAUUCUAGAUGAAAUUAGAACUUUGAUAGAUAUCUCCUUUGAUCCAGAGGUAGCAACAAAUUUUCAACCCACUAGAGGAUUGCUUUUGUAUGGCCAUUCUGGUACUGGCAAAACUGCAAUGUGUAAAUAUCUUAUUGAAAACAUUAGUUGUUUUCAUGUUGAGAUAAGUGGUCCAGCAAUAUUUAGUAAAUAUUUCGGGGAAACAGAAGCUACUAUGAGAAUUUUGUUUUCUAGGGCUACACAAAAUGAACCCAGUAUUAUAUUAGUGGAUGAAAUAGAGACCAUUUGUCCGAGACGAUCUGCUGGUAGUACUGAGCAGGAAAGGAGAGUUACAUCUGCAUUUGUUGCUCUCUUAGACAGUCUCCAUGAACAGAAUAGCAGAGUUUUUGUUCUGGCUACGACAAGAAAACCAGAUGCUAUUGAUCCAAUGCUCAGGAGAUUUGGUAGACUGGACAAAGAAAUAGAGGUGCCAGUUCCAGAUAGGAUUAGAAGAAAAGGUAUAUUAUGUAGUCUUCUUUCAAAUUUGUCUCAUAAGGUAUCAUCUCAAGAGAUAAAUUCAAUAUCAGAUUUGGCUCAUGGUUAUGUAGCGGCAGACUUAAUAAAUCUAUGUACACAAGCUUCACUGAAAUGUAUAAAAAGAUCAAGUAAAGUUAUACAACAUGAAGAUUUAAUAGCAGCACUAACCAUAGUAAGACCCAGUGCAAUGAGAGAGUUACUGAUAGAAGUACCUAACGUAAGGUGGUCAGAUAUUGGUGGUCAACAAAAUCUUAAACUAAAGCUCCGUCAAGCUGUGGAGUGGCCUAUUAAACAUUCAAAUAGUUUCAAACGGUUGGGCAUCCGACCUCCGAGUGGUGUACUACUGUAUGGCCCUCCUGGCUGUUCUAAAACUAUGAUUGCAAAAGCCUUGGCAACUGAGAGUGGUCUGAAUUUCUUGUCAAUAAAGGGGCCAGAGUUGUUUUCAAAAUGGGUUGGAGAAUCGGAGCGCGCCGUCAGAGAUUUGUUUACCAAAGCGCGUCAAGUUGCUCCAUCAAUAAUAUUUUUUGAUGAAAUGGAUGCCAUCGGCGGUGAGAGGAGUACAGGAGAAGCCGGUGUCCAUGAAAGAGUUUUAGCACAGCUUUUGACUGAAUUGGAUGGUGUUGUUCCUCUCAAUUCAGUAACAAUAUUAGCAGCCACAAACCGUCCCGAUAAGAUAGAUAGAGCAUUGCUACGACCUGGAAGGCUCGACAGAUUGAUCUAUGUUCCGCUGCCAGAUUUUGAAACAAGACUACAAAUUCUGGAAUUGAAAUUAGAUAAAAUGAGUGUAAGCGAUGACAUUAAUCCUCAUAGUCUAUCUUGUAAAACAGAAGGCUUCUCUGGUGCAGAGCUACAUGCUCUCUGCCAUGAAGCUGCAUUGCAAGCAUUGGAGAAGGACUUGGACUGUCCCGCAGUAACUAUGGAACAUUUUGAACAAGUACUGACAGAAUUCAAACCAAGAACCCCAGACUCUUUAUUGAAAGUUUAUGAAAUCUUUGCUUUGGGGCAAAAAUCUGGAUGACCUAUUUAUACAACAUGUUAUGUUUUUAUAAUUUUAUUUAUUUUGGAGAAGUGUAUAAA